UCCAGAGAGAUAUGUCACAAGGUUGCCUCUAAAAAUGGCGGCCGACGUAAACAUCAGCGAAAUAGAAAUAUUAAUUUUCUGUAAUGAUGAUUUACGUCUGGCAACAUAUCUUGUUGCCAUGUUACGAAAAAAAGACGCCCGGAAUAUUCGAUUAUGUUACCCCGCACACCUAACACAAUAUGCGAAUAUUAUGGAUGCGAUCGGGAUCCCAGGUUGUUGGGAAACACAGGCUCAAUAUGAAUGGAGUGUAUCUAGUAUUAUGCUAUAUAAUAAUUUUGAAAAGCAGGAAAUGCUUCUCAAUGCGUGCAUUAGCCAAAAUGUUUCCUUAUACAUUACCUGGGACUCUGGCAUGGAGCUGGAACCUUAUGUUUCGGAUAAACGAUGUCCGCGAACUCGAUUGCAUAAACGUUUAAUCGACCACCAAGCAAAGGUGGACAAGCAUCAUGGAUCAAUGCGAUGGAUCUUAUUUCAAGUGGGUAUUUUUGACGAAGAAGUGCUUAAGCACGACAUUUCGACCAUCACAACGGCGUUCAACAGUCCAAAUCAAUAUAUUUUUUUAAACGUUACGGUCAAAGAAGAUUUGGCACAGUUGGUUGCCGAAGCUAUCGCGUCAGAUAAAGUCCUACCUAAUAGAAAUUAUGUAGUCGGAGAUUUCGUCGCUCACACGUUUCUUGGUCAUGUCUAUCAAGUUGCAAAUAACG
Racocetra fulgida is the source of this 701-nucleotide messenger RNA. The record is from the annotation of a GenBank genome assembly. NCBI's taxonomy places the organism in Eukaryota, Fungi, Glomeromycota, Glomeromycetes, Diversisporales, Gigasporaceae.